This is a messenger RNA of Apis cerana (Asiatic honeybee), 10609 nucleotides long. RefSeq names its product putative oxidoreductase YjmC. The record is from RefSeq and is a predicted model, not a curated record. Lineage: Eukaryota; Metazoa; Arthropoda; Insecta; Hymenoptera; Apidae. Gene Ontology annotation, molecular function: oxidoreductase activity.
CAUUUUAUUAAAUACAUAACGUUUAUCGUUUUAUUUCUCAAACUUUCCUUCAUUUACAAUUUUGUUUCUCUUAAUUUUUUGAUGACUAGUUCUUAUAUAUUUUUCAAGAGAAAACACGAUAAAUCAAUCGUCUAUUCGAACGAUCAAUCGAGAAGAUAAAUUAUUAUCGUUACAAGUUGAAUCACAAUAACAAGGGCUAGACGAGGCAUAAAGAACGAGGCAAAAGCGACGCCAAGCAAGGGUUGCGAACCAAUUUUCAUGUUUAUUCUUGGCCACGAUGCGCCGCUAGCCAUGAAUAGUUCGGUUGGGAACGCGAUUAGUGUCUGGGACAGAUACACCACGUGCUUUUUUACUUUCUCGUGUGCAUUUUGAAUACUGUGCCCACGCAUUCUUGCACCAAUCCACACUCAGCUGAUUGUCAGCUGAUCACCACCUGAACGAUCAGCUUUCGCUAAUUUAUUGAAUCGCGACAGCAUGUAUAUAUACGUAUGUUUACAUAUCGUGCUACGAUAGAGUCGUAUUAAAUAAAAUCGGUGUUCGCAGUUUGAGGUAAGCGUUGGAAAGCGUUUACAGGUGCUUUUCCAUCGAAUUUUAGGUUAUCUCUUAUCAGCAGAUUCGCGUGUUUGUUCUGGUUUCGCGGGAUUCCUAGCCUCGAUGUUUAUUAUCUAGCUUUGCGAGCUAUUGGAUUAUUACACGAAUUGCAUCACCAGGUAUAGUUCGUAACACGAAGGAAAGAAUUCGUAACACAGGAAACAUCACGAAAAAAAAAAUACACUGAUAUAACAAUUAAAUCGUUUUUCGUGUUAUAGCGAAUUUUGUUUGUACGAAGAACCCGUGAGAAUGUCUGCGUGACCUAAUAUCUCUUAUCGGAAGUACGUAGAUCGAGUGGAAGCAGUUUCAAUUGACUGCCGUCCACUUAAUCAACGAGUAAAUAACAAUAUAAAUUAAUAAUAUUUAAAAUUAAACUACGUUCAGAUAUAGAUCUGUUUACAACAAAAGGCGUCGUUGUUUAUAUAAUUUAAAAAUUCAAUUCAGAUCAUCCGUUAAAUCAAUAUGUUCCUAAUAAUCGAGCGAUAAAUCAUCGCUCUUAUUCGAUAUAAUAAAAAAAUCACGCUAUUUUCUCAUGAUUUUGAAGUUUAUCCAACACUGAAAUACGUGGCCCGUGUAAGCGAUAUCGUCCUUUUCUUUUUUACUCUUAUGCGUGAUUUUGCAAUGUAAUCGUCUGUCUAGUCUGCCAACUUCGUCGCGAAUUUUCAGACCUUGUAUUAUAGCAAGCGCGAAGACAAUGCGUCCUCGAAUGGUCGCGUCACUUUCGAAACAACCUGUGCAAAAUACCGGGGCAGAUUGCCAUUUCUCGAUAUCUCUUCUCGUCUCGUUGUCUCGCCAUUCGCGAAAAGAGAAGUUGCGAACAAGACGAAACACAGCAACGAUCGCCAUUAUAUAAAUCCAUUUUUGGUGAAACAAAUCGGAUGGAACGGAAUAUUUUCCAUCCUUACGUUCGUUAUUCCAUAUAAUAAAGUAUCUCCCCCGAUGAAAUGCCGAACAUCAGUCCAUUUUUUUGCUCCUUUCUAAUGAUAUCGAUUCAUAGAAUCGGCGUUUUAAUAUUUAUCGCGAGGAACAGAGUGGACUACCGUUCACGAUACUGCUAUCCGCCGAAGGGCCGAAUAAAAAGUCAUUUCUCCGUAACAGUUAUUGGCAGACGGACAAGAGAAACAAAAACUGGUAAAUUACAUCCUCCUGGUUGGAGGAGCUCUCUCGGAGUAUCUUCUUCUUUUUUCCUUUCCCCCCUCUCUGUUCCAUAGGUAUGCAACUAGGUAGAAAAUUUCUUGCUCGACCCGUGAUCGUAGAAAUUGAUCUUUCUCCAACUCAUUGAUUACCAUUUCUGCGUUCCAUUUAUAUUUUACUUCGAAUCUGUUUACGAUCACAUUCGGAUUAAUCGGGUAAUUGGAUUAUUUAAUAAUUUAUUUUCUUCUAUUUUAUUCGCUCUACGUUCAACGUACUUCGGUUCAUUGAUAGUUUAUUACGAUGUAGUAAACCCAUUCAUCAUGAAUCAACUACUCGAUCAAUUGACUUUAAUCCCUGUACUGGUUCGUUUAAUACUCGACGAGUAUUCCUACCGCAUCUUAUACCGUUCAAUCAAGAAUUCUUUGUCCCCUUUACGAUUUGAUUUCUUUCUAAUAUUUUCUCGACUCGAAACAUUAGUCGUUUUAAUAUAAACGUUUUAAUUGAUUCAAGUGUUUCCUGGUUUGUUUCCAACUCAAACAAGGAUUGCACUAACGACAUUGUCAUUCUAUUAACGUCGAUUAACAUUCCGUUCGAAAUUCCGCAAAAUGAUUUCUCCUUCUUCUUUUUUUCUUUUCUUUUCUUUUCUUUUUUUUUUUUCAUCUAUUCAGUAGCGUCUUUUCUUCUGACACAAACUUUAAAACAAACGCAAUAUUCAUCUUUUUUUUUUCAAGGCAAUCAAGCUCAUUAAAAAAAACGCAAACUGAUCAAAUAUGUAUGAUGUAAUCUCAAGCACACGCUUUUUUAAUUGUCGAUAAUUUCGAUUUGUUAGUGCGAAGCGAUAUCGAAUCGAGAUUAUGAAAUACGAUUUACCUUAUUGAUAGGUUUUGGACUGAUAAAAAAAAAAAAAAGAAAAAAAGAAAAAGAAAGGAAAAAAAUAGAAUAAUCACCGUAAUAAUACCGGUAAUUAUUACAAUCGUUAAAAUCUAUAUAUUAUAGUUCGUUUGUUCGAUUUUAUUUUUUAAUAUUUCCAGGAUUAUAUUUCGUUCUUUGUAUUCACGAUUUAGAUAUUGUACAGGAGUGUUUAAGAUUCUUCCAUAUUCUAUGAAAUUAUAUCCGCUUUAUAAAUAUUUCGAGCUAAUCGAUAUAUCUUUUCCCUCGAAUACGAUUACGAGUCUCUUCUCGUCUCGAGAGAAGCUUGUUUAAAUUCAUUUUUCAUUCAAUAGCAAAAGACGUAAGGGAUAUUAAUAACUUAACCUAACAUUUCUAAACAAAUUGUGGCUAUUAUUCAAAUAGAUAUGACAACUUAUGCGUUAAGAUAAUCAUAAACAACGAUAAUUGGUAAGAUUGAUACAAGACAAACAGUUUCUGUAGCAUGAUCUUUUGACACGAGUAAUAUAUCAAGAACCGUAUCAUUUUUCUUUUCUUCUUUUUCAUUCUUUCAUUUUAUUUUUAACUCUCGAUAAAUUUCGAUUUCGAUGCCCGAGAGAAGAUGGGAAAUUCGAUUUUACGCGGUAAAAAUUGGAAAAAUUGUAAUCGAAAACCGGAAAAACUUGCACCAUCGAGAGAUCGAGUUAUUAUCGUAAUUAGUUGAUUCUUAAUUGCAUCGAAAGAUGAGAUCUAUUUAUUGAGUCACGCUUAUCCCCACUUCUUAGCCAUCUGCUAAUACAUUUAUCCAUUGUAAAUCAAUCUUAUAUCGCGUUAAACAUUCCAGGCACGAGCCGCCAACUCUGCGAAAAUAUCGAUAAAAUUCCAACAAUAAAAAAAAUAGUACGUGAUCGAUCUAAUCGCGUAUCAUCCGCGUUCAAAAAUAUAUCAUUAAAUUUAUCAUUUAUAUCUGUUCACAGUACAUCGAUUCGGCAAAUCUCGAUCUAGAAAUUUGGACUUUCUCAUCAAUCUUAUCUUUAUCAAUAGAGCUAAUUUUUCCUGGUUUAAAGAGACACGUUAAAAAGAAAAUGCGAAUUAAUUCGUUUAAUCACAUAAUGAUAUACAUAAUGAUAUGCAUAAAAUUUUAUUAUUUAUGCUAAGACGGUAUUUGAGCCAAGGUCGGUGGUUUAACAGGUUUUCAAGAUGCAUUAGAGUGGGAAAUUUACACGAACGAAAGUUUACGAGUCUAAUUAUCGGCGUGAUUAGUUUCUAUCAUCUAAGACGUCCUUGAUGAAAUAUCGAAGUUGAUAACGGUCCUCAUCGUAUCAAAGUUUCUCGAUGAUAAUUCCCCUCUAACCGCGAUAUUUUUGCAUUCGUUAUUAUUUUAACCUCCAUCAACUUGUCAAUUCUCGAUGGCAAGAAUUUUUACCAUUCUUUUUCCUUUUUUUCUUUUUUUUUCUCUCUCUCUUUUUUUUUUUUUUUUUUUUUUUUUGCGUUCGUCGAUACGAAUCGAAUGGAAAAUGAUCGGUAUAAUUUUUAGCCUAUUAUGCCAACCUAAUUUACGAGCGAUAAGGUACAACCACUUUGUUGUUACGUAUACUCGAUUGUAUAUAAACGUAAGUUUAUAUAUAACGACCUCGCAUAUAUAACUGGAACGCAAAUAUUGACGGUUGACUAUAGCGAUGCGCAGGUGAUAUCAGCCAACGAUGAACUUAGCCUUCCAAUUUACCUAUACGCUUUUCUAUUUCGAUAUCUAUCCUCUUAACUCCCCUCCUCCCUCCCCCCUAACGUUCAACACGUCAAAAUUCAUCGAUCUCUCUCUUUUCCAUAUCUGGUUCACAUCCAUUUAUCUCCGUGAAUCUUCUUGUUGCGAAAAAAUUGGGAAAAAAGUUCCAAAAUUCGGGAGCACAAUGCAAUUUUUCAUCGACUCUUCCUCCACUCCACGCGUAAGGCUCUCGUUUUUCAGGAAGCGAAACGAUAGCUCGGUGAACGUCAUGCAACACCGAGGCAUCGUUUUCCCUGUGGCACGCGAUCCAUUCCACCUUUCUUUCUCCUUUUCCACGGUUGGACGCGGCUUGGACGAGGAAAGGAAUCCCCGAUGCAAAAGUGUCUUGCAUCGUGUUCGAAUUACGCGAACGUGGCGGAACACGCCGAAUAUUCGAACACGCGGGAUUGCGUAAGUGUCGUAAGUAGAAUGCGACGCGGAAACGGAGGGGUCGAUUAUCGAUUUUUCUGCGGCUCGAUCAGCCAGCCGGUUUGCCUUGCAGCUUGUCCGCUACGCAUGCUAUAUACGAGGCAUGCGUAACUUUUAUUCGCGAUGUUGGCCGCGCAUCUGUGAAAUUAUUCUCUCUUUACGACCCCUUCGCACGUGGAAUCGUCCACAUUCCUUCCUUCUCGAUGCUUGGUCCCGUUAGUAUUAUAGUUUCGUUCGACGUCCUGAGCGUAAUUGUUUUUUAAACCGCUCGAUAAAUAGGCUUUGCGUUGCGCGUCAUGGAUCGGAUAAGAAUGAUAAGAACGAGCGAUAAACGAUAAGAUUUAGAGAUAUGAGAGUCCCUCGAUCAUAGGUGUGCAUUAAUCGUGGUUUGUUCGUUCGAGGUUUGGCUAAGGAUUCUGUGGAAUCCUGAUCGAUAGUUGUUUGCGACUCGAGAAUAGAAUUCUUCUUUUAACGCGUAAAGACAAUAUUGGAAUUAUCCUUUUGUUUGGAAUUCGAUAAGGGAUUCCAUUGAGAAUUCCGAUUGAGAAUUGUUUGCGUUCCUAGGAGAAUUCUUCUUUUGUUUGUUAAUAAUGUAAAAACAAUAUUAUUUUUAUUCCUCCGUUUGGGAUUCGAAUAGGGGAUUCUGUAAAAUUCUCGUUGAGAUAUUCGGUUGUGGUUCAAAUAUUAGAUAGAGUUCUUCUUUAAUUAUGUAAAAACAUUGUUGUUUGCGUUAGAUAUAAAGAUGAUUCGAUUUGUAUGAUUCAAGGGUGGAUGAUUAUACUAUGACGAGAGAAAUAUUCUAAGAAAUAUUUACUUUGGAAAAUAAUAUUUGAAUAGAUAAUGCAUAAUAAGAAUUUCUAACUUAAAAGUUUUUCAUAAAGUGAUUUUAAAAUACGUGAUUACGUUAUCGUAGAUAGAGCUUGUUUUGUCAAUGCAAAAAUAGAUAGUACUUUCUUUUUAAAAUUUAACUUAUAUGGAAUAAUGUAAUCGGCAAAGAUAAUUAAUGAAAUGUAUUAUGAUAUUUUCGUAUAUUUUUUUAUAUUUAUACAAUUACAUGAUUUAGUUCAAAUUAAACUUUAAAUAUUAAUAAGAUAAAUUUCAAAUUGAUUUUAAUUGAUCAAUAUUCAAUUUUCAAUUUAACAUUUGAAAUAAUCAAUAAGAAAAAUCAAUAAAUAAAUAAAUAAAAAUGGAACAAAAAAAAAUUUAAAUAUUAAUUCAACUUGUAAAAAAUUCGGUGGAUAAUUCGCGAAACUUUAGGAAAAGAUUUAUUUUAGCAAUAUUUUUGACGUGGAAAAAAAAAUGUAGAAAAUUGUAAUAAUUAACGAUUAGUAAAUGUUUCUAUGUUUAAACGUUCCCGCUUGAUGACGUCAGCCAGUCUAGCCAAUAUAAUAAAGACUGGUGACGCAAACAUUCGACUCUCAAAGCUGUAGCGUAACGAUAAUUGUUUGGAUAGAUGAAAGUUACGUAGCGCGAUCCAUAAAUUAUGAGAUCGUCGCACAUGUGUACGCGCGAAACUUUGAUGACAUGAUGAUCGAGAAACGAGUUUACGAUCUAGCUUGAAAAGUUUCGAGAAGAAUUUUCAUUUUUGAUCGAUGGAUAUAGAAUGGAUAUAUAUAUACAUAUGGGAUGGAUGAUAAACAAUCGAAGGAUUCUUUUCCAACAGCGUAGCAACGAAACGAGGAAAUGGACGAGCGAGAGGAGUAGUCUUGACCAGAAAUUUUUCUCGAAGCGGCAAAUUCAAACGAUCGGCGCGCAACACGAACGAUACAACGUAAAGUUCACGCGAUUAGCAAUCAAAAGAGAGAUAUAAUUUGGAAGAGAAGAUAUAGGUUAAAAUAAAAGCGAAUUACGUUUAAAUCAAUCUCGAGGAUCGUCAAUUUUCUUAAUAACAUGAUUCUAUUAAAGUCACUCGUGAUAAGAGGUGGUAAUUUAUACUUAUAAAAUUAACAUUUUUUCCUGCUGCUGAUCAGUUGAGUAUAUCGAAUACGUGCAGUAAUUAAUAACGAUUCAGCCUAUCUUGUCGAUCAAAUAUUUAAGCGCUACGCUAGCUACUCGAAGAGAGAAUUGAAUUAAUCGAUAAAGUCGUUCGAUAAGGAAGAAAUAAGAAAAAGAAAAAGAUGUGGAAACUGAACAGAAAUCUUUCAAGUAUCUUAAAAAAUCGUGUGCCCAAGUUGAAGAGAUUCGAUUGGACGAGUAAAAUGACGUCGUCGUCGUCGUCGUCGUCGUCGUCAUCGUCGACGUCGUCGACAUCGUCCACAUCGUCGUCAUCGUCCACAUCAUCGACAUCGUCCACAUCAUCGUCAUCGUCAUCCUCCUCAUCGUCGACGUUUAAUUCUAACAUGGUGGUACCUAAGAACGAGGUGAUCAGAUUUAUCUCCGAUUGUUUAUGCAAGGUUGGAACAACCCCCGAGGAUGGGUAUAUCGUUGGCCAUCACUUAAUGACUUCCGACUAUUGUGGCCAUUUCAGUCAUGGAAUGAACAGAAUGCAAGCUUACGUGUUGAGUAUCAAAAAUGGGAUAACCGACCCUUCCGCGAAACCGAGGGUCGUUAGUGAUUUUCAGGCGGUAGCUUUAAUCGACGGGAACAACGGAUUGGGGCACACGAUCGGUAAAUAUUGCAUGGAGCUCGCGAUAGACAAGGCAAAGAAGUACGGCAUCUCAAUGAUCACGGUUCGUGGCUCGAAUCAUUAUGGGAUAUGCGGUUAUUACACCCAAAUGGCGAUCGAAAAAGACUUGAUAGGCUUCACCUGCUCGAACACUAGUCCAUUGAUGGCCCCGACGCGAAGCAGGAUCUCGGGAUUGGGGACGAAUCCGUUAUCUCUGGGGAUGGGUGCGUCGGGGGGCGACAAGUUCCUGUUGGACAUGGCCACGACAGCCGUGGCGUUUGGAAAAAUCGAGCUGGCCAUGAGAAAGAACGAAUCGAUUCUCAGGGGUUGGGCGCUCGGGACGGAUGGGAAAAUUACGACGAACGCUCAAGACGCGUUCAAUGCCGGCCGUUUGAUGCCACUCGGAGGUGUGGAAGAGAAUUCGAGCUACAAAGGGUAUGGAUUGGCUUUGAUGGUCGAGGUGCUUUGUGGAAUUCUGUCCGGUAGCGAUUUCGGGCCUAACAUCAGGCAAUGGAAGGACAGGGCGAAAAUUGCCAAUCUUGGCCACUGUUUCAUAGCUAUAAAUCCCGACGCUUUUACAACUGGAUCGAAGGAUAGGUUGGCCAAACUGUUGACGCAAUUGAGAAACUUGCCUCCCACCGAGAACAAAUCUGUCUUGAUACCCGGGGACCCGGAAAGAAAUGCCAUGAAACGCGUCGACAGGGAGGGUGGGAUUUCGUAUCACCCUAAUCAAUUGAAAUUAUCCAGAGAUUUCGCGGAAAAAAUGGGUGUUAAACCUAUGCAACUUGUUCCGAAAAAAUAAAUAAAGUAGGAAACUAUCUUAGUAUUAGAACCUGAUACUUCUUAACCUAUCUAUCAUUUAUGAAUUUCAACAUGUUUAUUUAUUAUUAUUAUUACUAUUACUAUUCUUAUUCUUAUUCUUAUUAUUAUUAUUAUUUGCAAAAUAUGAUUUAAUAGUUUUAUAAUUUUAAGAUCUAUCAUUAUAUUUAUUCACACACGAGGAUACGACUCUUAUGAUAUCAUGAUAUUAUAAUAUUUUAAAGAUAUUUUGUAACAAAUUGAUUGUGAUAUUUUAUUAUAAUUGAUUAAGAUAUUUUAUGAUAAUUUUCAAUUAAACGUAACAAUAUACAUAAUAUAUUUUCAAUUGCACAUUGUCUAUUGCCUCUGUUAUAUAAUUAUUCGUUCUAAAACAUCGGUUAAUAACAUAUUUUAUUUUCGCAUAAUGUUUACACAGUGAAUUGAGCUUGCGUGUCGAUUUAAUGGAAAUAUGCUCGCGAUGAUAUAACCAGUGUUGCGGUCUGAUCGUUGGUCGAUGAUCAUCAUUCAUCAUCAUCAUCGUCGUCGUCGUCGUUAUCAUUGUCAUCAUCAUCAUCAUCAUCAUCAUAACGACCUUGGACUUGAUCGCGAUACCUCGAUUUCAUUUGUUACCGAUCGGUAAUAUCGCACGAUUAUCAACGCCAGAUUCAUCGGUGGAGAAGAAACGAGACGAUUUGAUGUAAUCGAGGAUACGACGGGAUAAAGCGAUCCUCUCCUAUCUUUAGGAUUAUAUCGUCUGAUCGUAAAUAUAAAAUACGAAGCUACAAUGGAGAUACAUUGGUUGAGAAUCGCAUAAUAUAAAUGGAUAUAAUGUAAACUCGAAGAAAUUCGAUCUUUUAUCAGUUUUAACGAUACUUCGUUACUGCACUAAGUAAAAUCUCGUGAUAUAUUGCCGUGCGAUUAAUUCGCAAGGACGCGUUUGAUAUCGCGAAGAUUAGUCUCCUUGUUUUUUUUUUUCAUUCCCGUAGAUGAUUAAAUUUGAUAUAUCUAUUUUUUUCUUUAAAGUUUUUCCGUAAUCUCUAUUUAACUUAAUUACUUUUUUAUCUCCUUUUUCUCUCUCUCUCUCUUUUUUUUCCGUCUGAACUGGAAACGAUCAACAGUAAUUUUUCUACGCAGUAAUUAUUUCCAUCGAAAGUAAAUAAAAGUUAAUGGUAAUAUCAGAAGUGGUCGAUUCUUUCUGGCUGGGAGCGCGGUAAACAGGGUUAUCGGGGAAGACUCGCAGACUUAAAGUCUGCCUCGAUUCCUUCGUUAUCGUUGCUGUUUUUUAUUCGGAAAAGGGGAACGCACGAACGUAAUUGAUUCCUUCGAGAUAAUUUCUAGGAAAAAGAAAAAAAAAGAAAAAAAUUCUUCUUGGCAGUAACGCGGAUGAAAACAGAGCCAUUCUUUUGAUGAUUGGAUCGAUUCUCUUCGUCCGUUUUCAUCGUAAAAAGAAAGAAAAAAAAAAGAUUUGAUCGCCGAUCGCAAUACUUUUAGAUGGAUAAACUAGAAAAUAGAUUAAAACAGACCUCGACUGAGAGAUAAUCGUCGAAAUUUGUAUUCCGUCUCGCCGAUCGUUCGUUCAUGGCGCACCGUGUUCGCCUUUUGCAUAGAAAUGUCGAAUAGAAAUUUCAUCAUUCCGCGUAUAAUAUAAACUGCAACUCUCUAUUUAUUUCGCUGUCCCCACACGUAUCACGGAUCGGUAUCAUUGGUGAAAAAAAAAAAAAAAAAAAGGAAAGAUCAACGGAUAAACAGGGAGUAUCGAGCUCGAGGAUACGCCAUUACAUAUUUUGCAAUCGAUACGGGAAUAGAAAAUAAACGAAAAGAGAACGAGAGAGUGUUUUCGCGGAGUACAUCGCGACAGAUGAGCGUCGCGAAGGGUUCAAAAGUUAUCGAAACGCUUUGUUUAUUGCCACGUUAUCGAGCAGGUCGCAAAAGCGUGCUCCUCCGGCUAUCUUACUUUUCUCUCUCUCUCUCUCUCUCUUAUUUUCUAACGAUAACACGCGCGAAGGGUUUUUCCCCCCGCCUCACUCCUCCUAGCAAACAGCGGGGAAAAAACACGGUUCACGAUUGUGAACACGGAGUGACACAGGAGAGAAAAUAACGCGAUAAGAAGAAUAUAAUAAAUCUGGUACUGGCGAUGAUUCACAUUAUAUUUCCAAGAUACGCGAAUAUAUUAUUACGAGCCGAUUAAUCUCUCUCAUUGUCCUAGAAAUAUUUAAUUAGACGUUAUCUCGGUUGGAUCAGGUCUUUAUCUUGCGUCUUCUAUCGCGCGAUUCGAUCAGGUUACACCGCACCACUUCGUCCUAGACCUUAUUUACAACGCACGCAACUGUUACACAAUUGUUCGAUCUUUCUCCUUCCUCCUUCGAAAGAAGCGAAGUGGAAUCUGAGAAAAUUUGACCCGCGUUGGAAUCGAUGGUUGGAAA